Colletotrichum karsti is the source of this 591-nucleotide messenger RNA. RefSeq lists its product as uncharacterized. Gene Ontology annotation, biological process: telomere maintenance via recombination; tRNA threonylcarbamoyladenosine modification. The coding region runs from base 1 to 591 and encodes 196 amino acids. Lineage: Eukaryota; Fungi; Ascomycota; Sordariomycetes; Glomerellales; Glomerellaceae. The transcript is spliced from 3 exons. The record is from RefSeq and is a predicted model, not a curated record. Gene Ontology annotation, cellular component: cytosol; nucleus; EKC/KEOPS complex.
AUGUCUCUCAUUGAAACCAUUCCCAUCGACCACGUGCCCGCCGACCAUGCCGUACACGUUGCCUUCUUCAAGGACGUCCAGAAUGCCGCCUUCCUCCACUCCCAGCUGUUAGCUCGCAAUGCAGACUUCGAGUAUGCCUUGAUUGACGCAUCUGUGGCCGUCUCACGAACCCACAUCUUCGCUGCAGCCUUCAAGGCCGUAACCGCCAAGGUCGAUGGUAGCCUCAAGACUCCCAACGUCCAUUCCGAACUCGUCGCCUCUCUCAGCUCCGCCAACAACAUCGCAGAGGCCUACCGUCGGUACGGCAUUAGCCCCUCGAGCAAAGACGUCAUCGCCGUCAAGAUCGUCUCCCCCACCCCCGCCGGACCCAAGUCCGCCGAAGAAGUCGAGAAGCACCUCAAGGAACACUUCCAGGGUACACCCGUUCCCUUCACCGACGAGUCCAUUGCCACAUCCACCGACUGGGCCAAGGUCCGCAAGUACUACAAGCUCAAUGGUCUCGCUUGGCUCGACGGCAUCAAGGACGAGGCACAACACAAGGAGGAGCUCGAAAGCCUUGUGCUGGGAGCCAUGGCCUUGCGUACCGCCUAA